Sipha flava (yellow sugarcane aphid) is the source of this 2170-nucleotide messenger RNA. RefSeq names its product golgin subfamily B member 1-like. The coding region runs from base 222 to 2138 and encodes 638 amino acids. The record is from RefSeq and is a predicted model, not a curated record. The transcript has 6 exons. Lineage: Eukaryota; Metazoa; Arthropoda; Insecta; Hemiptera; Aphididae.
AAUAAAUCUUAUUACGACGUCCAGUCAUUUCUACUGUAACAGCAAGAACAGCUUAAAACAUUAGUGUAUGACUCAAAAAAAUCGCUUUAUGUAUUGUACACGACUCUUUUUUUUUAUGGUUUGUGUUAAAAAUCAUAAGAUACUUAGAUAUUAAAUAUUUCUCACACCUGUACUUUAAUAUAGAAUAGGUAUUACAGUAUAAUAGCAAAUCUAGUGAAAUUAUGUCAUCAGAUACAAGAGAUAAUAUUGUGGCCAUGGACUAUAAUACUGCAGCAUUAGAUCGUAAAUUUAAAGAAAAGGAAGAUGUUAUGCAUUUAGCCAAUAUUUACGCUGCACGUGAAAAAGAAUACUGGUAUACAUUAAAAGAAAACAACGAGUUGAAAUACGCCAUGAACAAACAACGCAUAUUAGUUAUAAAUCAUUAUGACGAAAUUUUAAACAGCUUAGACUCAUUAAAACAAGAACUUGAAAUCAAAGAUCUCAAAAUAAUACGUUUAAUGGAUGAUAUUAAUUUGCUUAAAAUAAAAAAAGAUCAAAAUGGUAUUAAGGAAUUAUUUGGGGAGCGCAUAACGGAGUUUUCAGAAAACUUAGAGGGUGAAUACUUCGAUAACAUACUUAAUGAUUCAAAAAACAGAAACGAACUAAACGAAUGCAAGUUAUUAAUUGCCGAAGAAAUUAAUCAACUCAAAGGAUCAAGUGAUAUAGUUUAUGAAGUCGAAAAUUAUCGGAUGCCAGAUCUAAUAAAUAUGAUCCUUAACAUUAUACGCGACAAAGCAGAACACUUUGAAACAAUUAACAAUAAUUUAUCUCAAUAUGUUGAAGAUCAUAAUCAAUUAUUCAAAGAAAUCGAUAACUAUAAAGAAUGGCAGGAACGUUUAGAGAGCGAAAAUGGACGAUUAACUAUCGAAAUUGAAAACCACAAAUUUGACCGGACUUUGUUUAUAAACAAAGAGAAUGAGUAUAAUGAUCUAAAAAAAGAAUAUUCCCAGUUACUAUCCGCCUAUGAUAAGGUUAACAAAAAAAACGUGCAAUUAAAAUCAUUAGUUAACCAUUACAAAGAACAGUUAGCAGAAAAGGAAAUAAAUUGUGUAGACAGUGAUAACAUAAUAAAAACUCUGAACUUGAAUUUAAAUGAACAGACGAAUAAAUUAAACCAAACCAUAGUGAUGUAUAACAAUGAAAAGGCCAUACAUAAAAAAAACGAAAGUUACGUACAACAAAUGGUAGAAGAUUUUACGGAUAGAAUUCAAGAAAAGAACGUCGAAAUUGAAGCAAUGCAAAAUGAAUGCUCUAUGUUAAAACAAAUCAACAAUUCUGCUGAGGAAGAAAUACAAAACUUAAGAGACAACGUUAUGACCUUAGAAUACGUGUUGAGCAAGAGAAAUGAGAAAAAUAAAACCUACCAAGAAAAGAAAGAACUAAGAAAACAUCAAUCAUUAAUGCAGUUUAAUGAUUUCUUACACGUUUUGAGUACAUUAGAACAACAAAUGAACAUUAUGUUGGAAGAUAUGUUCACAUGUAAGAAAAAAAUAACUAGAUAUGAAAGUGUGUUACACAAUAUGCAAAAUGCUAUCCAACAACAGUGUUUAGCUAGGAGCGGUUGGAUAGCCAAACACGAAAAUAUAAAAAAAAAAUAUGAUAUAAUGAAAAAUGAAAUGGGAAAAAAACAUGAUACUUUAUUGGAACAUCAGGUGGAAGUUGAUAAUUUGAAAAAAGAUUAUAAUUUAAGAAUAACAAGUUUAGUUGAUACAGAAAUCAAACUGAGACUUGAAAUACAAGAUUUAAAAAAAAAAUUAGAUAAAAAAAAUUCCUUUUUAAUUACGGCUGAAAAAUUAGCUAGUUUACAACUGUUUAAUGCUACAAACCAGAUAAACAAUUUAACUCGUAUCUCAACCAUUCAAUCUCUUGAAAUCAAUGACAUGAAAGAACAUAUAUCCAUAAUGCAACGUGGUAUACUUAAACCAAAAACUAAGGACACAAGAUAUCAAAUUUAUAGGGAAUGUUCAAUUGACAUAAUGAAAAAAGUUAAACAAGAAAACAGGAUAUUAUUAGAACAGUGUAAAAUACGCGAUGAAAAAAUAAAAUACCUUGAAAAUAACAGAUACUGUAACAUCAGCAAAUUAAGACACUUCAACUAACUUAAAUUUAAAAUUUAAAUUAAUAAGACAAC